Molecule: messenger RNA, 273 nt
Organism: Xyrauchen texanus (razorback sucker)
Lineage: Eukaryota; Metazoa; Chordata; Actinopteri; Cypriniformes; Catostomidae
Product: 40S ribosomal protein S27-like
Exons: 3
Coding region: 1-273 (90 amino acids)
Biological process (GO): translation; ribosomal small subunit assembly
Cellular component (GO): ribosome; cytosolic small ribosomal subunit
Molecular function (GO): RNA binding; structural constituent of ribosome
Source: RefSeq, a predicted model, not a curated record
AUGUAUUUGUUUCUUCUGAAACAGCUGGCCAAAGAACUGCUCAACCCUUCCUUUGAUUUCGAGAGAAGACAGCACAAGAAGAAGAGACUUGUGCAAAGUCCCAACUCUUACUUCAUGGAUGUGAAAUGUCCAGGUUGUUAUAAGAUCACAGCAGUGUUUAGUCAUGCACAGACAGUAGUGCUGUGUGUUGGGUGUUCAACUGUGCUGUGCCAGCCCACAGGAGGGAAAGCCAGGCUCACUGAGGGUGGUUCUUUCAGAAGAAAGCAACACUGA